Nothobranchius furzeri (turquoise killifish) is the source of this 1222-nucleotide messenger RNA. RefSeq names its product TNFAIP3-interacting protein 1. NCBI's taxonomy places the organism in Eukaryota, Metazoa, Chordata, Actinopteri, Cyprinodontiformes, Nothobranchiidae. The record is from RefSeq and is a predicted model, not a curated record. Gene Ontology annotation, biological process: regulation of transcription by RNA polymerase II; cellular response to lipopolysaccharide.
AUUUAACAAGCGGAGCGAGGUGCUGCUAAACAGCCGCAGCUGCUCCAAGAACAGAAGCUGUUCUGGUCCAAAGCGCUCCAGAAUCACGCCAAUAUGAGUAAAAAUUUCAUGGAGUCCACAGACCUGAAGCCCAACCGACUUUACCCAGCGUUACCCAGUUUAAAGAGGCUCGAGUUUUGCCUGCCGGUCAGCUCCUCUUCAGAAAAACGUCCCACAUUUGCAGAGUCCCAUCCUGAGAGUUUACUGGAAGACAAACCGUCAGAAGAACCGCUCGGCUCUUCUGAGAGGAUGAAAGCAGAGAUUCUUGUGCUCGAGGAGCAGAAUAAAGAGCUUCUCGCUAUCAAUAAGAAGUGGGCCAAAGAGUACAGAACCAUGGAGCAGUACUACAAAAACAAGGUGCAACAUCUAAAAGAAGUCAGCAUUCAGUCUGAGGAGGAGAAAAGUGAUGAAGAAGAGCGGGAGAACACAGACAGACGAACGGAAGUUGCAGAGCUGCGAGCACGCAACACCACUCUGACCCAUAGGGGGCAGCACCAGCAGGAGGAGAUCAGACGCCUCAACAAGGCCUUACAGGAAGCUCUCCUCACCUCGCAGCAGCUGGGGGACGGUGGCAGCGAGACGCCGCAGGACAUCUGGAAACACCAGGCCGAAACCUACAUGGACGACUUUAUGAAGGAGAGGAAGGACCGAGAGAAGCUAAAGUCCAAGUUUCUGGAGCUGGAGAAGCGCUAUAGGAAGGUUCACAGCGAGCUGUUCGCCUACAAAUCCCAGGUGACGACGACGCCAGUGCACUGCUGUUCCUGCACAAAUCGGGCUAAAAAGUAAGAAGUGGGAGGAGAAACAGCGUUCUCCACAGCAACAAACUGCACUUUAUAGGAAGUCUGAUCCAGAUCCUGGUUCAUCAGGAAGCAUCAGGAUGGGAAAAUCAUCAAGUUUCUGCUUGACCACAACACUAGACGUGAUGCUUUCUUCGGGAGGCGAAAAAACAAACGUUCAUCAGCUUUAACUAACCGUAACAGGAACCACGCUCGGACUAAAAAACACCCAUCGUUCUGAGUUGCUCAGCUCCUCUCAGGAUUCUUCAGCUGCACGACUUCCUUUAAGAUCUGGAGUUUGGAAAAGAAUAAAACACACAUGGGAACAUUUGUUUUGUUCCGUAUAUUUAUACAAAUGUAAAUGAAUUUUGUUUUAUUUAUAAUAAAAAUAAACCACCUGAUGACAA